Caenorhabditis sp. 36 PRJEB53466 is the source of this 2225-nucleotide messenger RNA. The record is from the annotation of a GenBank genome assembly. Lineage: Eukaryota; Metazoa; Nematoda; Chromadorea; Rhabditida; Rhabditidae.
AUGUCGGCGGGAUUCGAGAAUCUGCGAGCAGUCGGCUACCAAACCGACGUUCCCUACGUCCAACUCUCCAACCUUUGCUGGUCGUUCUUGUGUCCGAAACCUGGCGCCGAAGUCGAAUUUCUCGACCUCACUUUUCAAUUGAUGAACUCAACAGCCACUAUUGUGCAGAUCGACGCGGACAUCGAUCAGUCGAUUAAUAUGGUAAGGCGUUUAGACCCAACUAUCACCGAAUCGGUUUUAGGUUGGAAAUGGAACAGCAGAUAUUACUCUGGUGACCGCUCGACAGACAUUGGAAAGAAUGAAGCAGGUCGGAGGAGGGAGAAUGAUUUGUUUUGGCUACCGUAAUCUUUUCAGGUCGACUUUACCACCCCCAUCGGCUUCGUUUAUUACGGUUACUUGCUCAGGGAAGUUCCAGAAAUCGCCGUCGCCGAUUAUAUCAUCAGAAUCUUUUAUCUGGAUGUAACGGAAGUUGCUAAAACGUAUCGACAAACAGAGUUUUCAGACCCUCGCCAUCCUCAUUGCUUUCGGCAUUAUUAUCGGAUCGCUUGUCUACCUUUACACGUGGAUUUUCGACCAGAGAAUCCGAUCCAUUUGGGACUGGAUGAUCAUCAGUUGUUCGGGUACUCUCAAGACACAAGCCAACCCCGAAUACCGUUCAAAUGUCAGGUAUAAUCCGUCAAUUCAUGUUCAAAAUCUCGUCGCCAAUCUGCGCCCUCGUUGUCAUCGGUUUCUGGCUCUGGUGCUGUCAAGUGAUCAUCACCUACUACGAGGCGAAACUCAAGAGCUUCCUUCUUCUCUCCCAUCACCGCGGGACCAUAUUCAACACUUUGGACGGGGUGCUCGAGGCCGUCGAGCACAAGGGAUGGACCCUCGUCAUACAGGAACGCGGCUACACUCCGUAUCUCUGGUGCAAUGCGGUUCAGUGUGCCCGAUUGGAUCGCUUGAAGUCAAAGUGAGUUGGGAAAAAAAGGUGCCAGAAGUCGGAAGUCGGAAUAACCAUAAUCCCGAGGAUAAGAAGUCCGUUUGAAACUCGAACAGUUCAAAGAUCUGACAUAGGUGACCAACAAACCAAAAAUGAAAACUUUUCCGUUUGACCGUCCUAGUAUUAACUAAUUUUUGUGUUCAGAGCAAAUUUGCCAGAAGUUACAAUUAGGGAAUCACGGUCUCCAGAGCUGACAAUGGCCGCAAGUGCGCCCCGCCCAAUAGAUCGAUACAUUGGCGCGAAAUUCAAAUUUUAACAGCAAAAUUUGUGUUUUUUGCCAGAUUAGCCACGAAAAACCGAUAAUUUCUCAAUUUUCUCUCGAUAGACCGAUUGUAUAGGCUAUUACGAAUUUUUUAAGCGCUAGAGCGUUAAAUUUGGUCAAGUCGCAAAUCAAAUUUAUCCGUUUGAAGGUUUUUGGCUAAAACUGCGUGAAUUUCAGUUGCUUUUCGGUAGUUUUCGCCGUUCGAGCGCUAAAAAUGUUUGUAUUUACGUGAUUUAUCAUUCUCAAAACCAAUUCUGUCUGAAAACGGUCAAGAAAGCGCAAAAUGAGAAGAGGAACCCAGCCUUCCACUCGUUUCGCGUGCAAAAAUUUCGUGCUGCGCCUUUAAAAGACUACCGUAAUUUGCGAAUUUCUGGAUUUCUGUGUUAAAUUAGCGAAACAACAGUGAAAUGUGAUGCAAUUUGUUGUAGUUUGUAUUAUUUACCUUAGACCCGUUUCAGAAUAGUGUACAUCGGCGCCGACGCGGAUCUGAACGCCCUUCUGACGCAGGACAAACACGUGGGCUUCACGGCGGUCGCCAGCGAUCUGGCCCAAUCGGACAUCACCUAUUUCGACUAUCACUCGAGAAUUCUCUUCGUCCGCGAUAAAAUAAUGGCGCCCGAGUACCUUGCGUACGCGGUAAACAAGUACGUUUUCGCCCUUUUUGCCUCGCUGUCUCUCCUCGCGGCGCCCUCAAAACGACAAACGGAGGGGAGCGGAGACAGCGGGUCCUGUGGUGUAGUGGUUAUCACGUCUGCUUCACACGCAGAAGGUCGCCGGUUCGAUCCCGGCCAGGACCUACCUUGUUUUGCACUUUUUCUUCUCUUCAGAAACGUGAAGGGCCUUCGUGAGAAGUUUAAUCGAGCAGUCGCCUAUACCAAGAGUGGAUACGAUACUGUCCGCUCAAGAUACAUCGCAGCGUUUUCAGCGUAUAACUCGGUGACGUCACAAUCGCAAACUAUAAGUAUACCACCUGAAAUCUGA